Messenger RNA from Nilaparvata lugens (brown planthopper), 5005 nucleotides. RefSeq names its product homeobox protein cut (gene cut). Gene Ontology annotation, biological process: regulation of DNA-templated transcription. Bases 437 to 4468 code for a protein of 1343 amino acids. The record is from RefSeq and is a predicted model, not a curated record. The transcript is spliced from 11 exons. Gene Ontology annotation, molecular function: DNA-binding transcription factor activity, RNA polymerase II-specific; DNA binding. NCBI's taxonomy places the organism in Eukaryota, Metazoa, Arthropoda, Insecta, Hemiptera, Delphacidae.
CUGAAGGCGCACGGCUGCUCAGUCGUCAGUCACUGCGUAGCGCGUUUCGAGAUCAGUUGGCCGUGCUCUUCGCUGCGUGCCGCCGACUUGCCGAGCUCUAACUUGCAUCGACUUUCUGUGAUAACCUGCGACUCACCGACUGCCACAAGCUCGGACACCCUCAACACUCAUCACCUCGGACGUUUUCCACUAGUUUCAUCACUUAUUACACACUUCAACAAACUUUCACGCCGAAAACUCAACGAUAGUGUCACGACUUGUUGUUACUCGGAGCCGAACAUCAUCUGAAAACAAACAAAGUGCGUUAAAUCUGAUUAAAGUUGUUUAAUGUGUGUUGGAGACCAGGCUUGGUGCUUUGGGCCAGCCUUGGUAGGCCCUGUAGGCCCCCUAGAGCCAUGCGACAUUGCCUCGGGCGCCGACUUUGAGCUAUGAAGUGAUGGAUAUUCAAGCCAUGCAGUCCAUGGACUGGCUUUUCAAGAAAGAAAGAAUCUACCUGUUGGCGCAAUUUUGGCAGCAGAGAGCGACCCUGGCCGAAAAAGAGGUGAGUGCUCUGAAGGAGCAGUUGUCCGUCGCCAACCAGAGCUCACUGCCCGAUUCCAAGAUGGCUGCCACCGCUACACCUGGUGAGGAGGCCAGUCGCUCCUCCAUCCAAGUGGAACUUUCCGCCAAGGACAAGGAGAUUUCACAACUGGUUGAGGAUGUACAGAGGCUUCAGUCAAGUAUAGGAAAACUUCAGGAAAACUCAUCAAAUCAAAUAGCUAGACUCGAAGAGGAACUAGAACACAAGCGACAACACAUCUGUAGGCUGGAGGCCAGAUUGGAAGCUCAAAGAGAUUAUGACGAAUUGAAAAGGCAAGUUAGCAUUCUGAGGUCGAUUGAACUGUCUCGAGGAGUAGACGGUGGAAAAUGCUUCGAAACACUGCUAUUUGAAAGGAGAAGAACUUUAAGAGUGGUUUACUGGUGUACAGGAGGAGGAGGUGGAGCAAAGCAGCAACCUCCGCCACCCCCGCCGCCGCAGCAGCAGCACAAGGAAGAGGAGCAGCCAGCAGAGGCUGAGAGGAUGAAUGGAGGCGCCUGUUCGCCCGCUGGCGACUCGGACGUGGUCUGCACGGGACCGCAGCUGGUCAACGGACUCAACAACAACGUGCUGCCUCUUGGAGCCGCACCUCUCGGCUUCCCCGAUGUCAUCAAGAGCCCUUUCCGGUUCGACGACAGGUCUCCGUUUCGCUUCAGCGACGACCCGGGCGCCAUCGUAGGUCGCUUCGGCGAGUCGCUCAUCCCGAAAGGCGAUCCAAUGGAGGCCCGACUACAGGAGAUGCUCCGCUACAAUAUGGACAAAUACUCGACGCAGAACCUCGACACUCUGCACAUAGCUCGUCGCGUGCGAGAGUUGCUCUCCAUUCACAACGUCGGCCAACGUCUGUUCGCCAAGUACGUGCUCGGCCUGUCUCAGGGCACCGUCUCCGAGCUGCUCUCCAAACCCAAGCCGUGGGACAAGCUGACUGAGAAGGGCCGCGACAGUUACCGCAAAAUGCACGCAUGGGCUAGUGACGAGAACGCCGUCCUACUGCUCAAAUCGCUCAUACCGAAGAAAGGUAAGGACACGGGGGCGGGGAUUGCGUCAGUGUUCUCGCGGGGUGACCCAGACAUCACCGAGGAGAGGAUUGCGCACAUUCUCAAUGAGGCCAGUCAGCUGAUGAAGCCACAGCCUCAAGGUCAUGACGACAGCAGGAGCAAUGAUGAUAGCAAAUCACCAAACCAUGGACAGGUAAACAAAUCGUUCAGCCCUAUUAUUAUUCAGCUGAUAUUCCCGCACUUUUUCGGCGCGGCAGCUGCAGCGGCAGGCGGAGAGGACCUCCGUGUGGCUCUGGACACCUACCAUCGCGAGCUGGCCAAGCUGAACGCCCAAGUCGGCUGUACAGGAGUCGCCAACACAGGUCUGUUUGCCUUGCAGCAGCAAGCGCUGAACCAGCCAAACCCUCACAACGGAAUGGCCCAAGACCUUUCGUUGCCCAAAAUAGAGAAGAAGACCGAUCAGCCAGGCAAACUGCCAAAUGGCGAUAUUGUAUCUGGCGAACAGGCACCGCUGAAGAAAGAAGGAGCGCCCGACUCUGUGGCCGAUGUGCUUCGCCAUUCCGGAAGUGCUUUCUCUCUAGUCAGGCCGAAAACAGAGCCUGGAAUGGGCCACGUUUCUGCUGGAAGCUCGGCUAGUUCACCGCUAGGAAACUCCAUCCUGCCUCCAGAGGAUUUUUCGCCGUCAGCGGCAGUGAGUCCCCUGCAGAGAAUGGCCUCCAUCACGAAUGCCCUCAUCUCGCAGCCUUCGACGCCGCACCACCACUCCCCUUCACAGCGUCCGCUCAAAGCGGUGCUGCCACCUAUCACUCAGCAGCAGUUCGACCAAUUCAAUAAUCUAAACACCGAGGAAAUUGUCAGAAAGGUGAAAGAACAGCUAAGCCAGUUCUCAAUAAGCCAGAGGCUGUUUGGAGAAUCAGUUCUGGGCUUAUCGCAGGGCAGCGUGUCUGAUCUUCUAGCCAGGCCGAAGCCUUGGCACAUGCUCACCCAGAAAGGCAGGGAACCAUUCAUUCGCAUGAAAAUGUUUCUGGAGGACGAUAAUGCAGUUCACAAACUUGUGGCAUCUCAGUACAAGAUAGCGCCAGAGAAACUCAUGAGGACUGGAGGCUAUGGUGUUAGCACAAGUGCUGCAGUAUCAAAGCCACUGCCACCCUCAUCAGGGAAAAUGCCUCCAAUGCCUCCCAAUCUGGACAUGAACAAAAUUGAUGGAAGUGCAAUAGGAGCUCUGAAUUACCUGCACCCUCCACCUCCAACUUCGCUCCAUUCGAGUUCGCCGCACCACAUGCCACCAACCACUCAAGCUGCUCUCGACCAAAUCAAAAAAUCGCACUCAAUCUCAUUGCCACAACAAUGCGCAACUUUGCAACAACAUCAACAACAGCAGCAGCAGCAACAGCAAAAUCAACACCAGAACCAGACUCAGCAUCCUCUCCCGCCUCAAGCUCAACCACAACAACCGCAAUCACAACAUCCAACACAACCUAAUCAACAUCAGAACCAGCAACCACCGAAUGCCAACCAACAGCUGGGUCCGCAACAACAAAACUCACAACAACAGCAGAUGCCACAACAGCCUGGACAACAGCAGCACAUGAGAGCGUUGAACCAGCAUGUUGCACCCACUGUCUAUGAAAUGGCUGCACUCACCCAAGACCUUGACACUCAGUUCAUCACCACAAAAAUAAAGGAAGUUCUGCUUGCAAACAACAUUGGCCAAAAGAUAUUUGGUGAAGCAGUUCUUGGACUAUCGCAGGGAUCUGUGAGUGAGCUGCUAUCAAAACCCAAGCCAUGGCACAUGCUCAGUAUAAAAGGGAGGGAGCCGUUUAUCAGAAUGCAACUGUGGCUGACAGAUACAAACAACAUUGAUCGUCUACAAGCGAUCAAAACCGAACGAAGAGAACUGAACAAAAGACGGAGAGGAUCUGGACAACAAGACAACAGCAGUGACACCUCCUCCAAUGACACAUCCGAGUUCUACCACUGCAGCGCCAACAGUCCACCCAGUGCCAAGAAACAGAGAGUUCUGUUCUCAGAAGAGCAAAAGGAAGCUUUACGACUUGCAUUCACACUCGAUCCAUACCCCAGUCUAGCCACAACUGAAUUUCUUGCAAACGAACUGACACUCUCAUCCAGAACUAUCACAAACUGGUUUCACAAUCACAGAAUGAGGUUAAAGCAGCAAUCACCUCACGGUAGUGAUAGUGGCCAAUCGAACCGGGAGAACCAAGGCUCCGGCUUUGAUCCCGUGCAGUUCAGGAUGUUACUUAGCCAGAGACUUGGCCUAGGCAGUUUGCCAGGACUGCCCUUUCCCCCACCCUAUUUCCCUCCAAACCCUGAGCUGGCCGCUCUGAUUUCGCGAGGAAUGCUUCCUCUGCAGGAGCAGGAUGCUGGACUGGAUCUAAGUGUGAAGCAUGAAGGAACCGACUAUGAAGACAACGAUAGCAGAUUGGAUUCUGAAGAAUCGGACUCAGGAACUCCGGAUCUGACACCAUGUCAGGUUCCUGAGCCACGAACAAAUCGAAGGAAACCGGCGGCUCCUCAGUGGGUGAACCCGGACUGGCAGGAAGAGCCCGAAGUGAUAAUAAACGGUGUGUGUGUUAUGCAGACAGACGACUACAACGAGAGAGAGAGGGUGAGCGAAACUGUGCGAGUGGAGCCAACACCAGUGAUGGAGGAGGAUGAUGAUGAUGACGAUGAUGAUGACGACGAGGAGGAGCAAGUGACUGCGGAUGAUCAGCGCCCUCAGCCGGCUGCCUCCUCCGAUGCGCCCAAGGCCGAGAUCAAGGAGGAGCCUCAGCCGCCCCAGCCUGCUAACGAUGAACAGCCAACUAAAAGUAGCGGAGAAGACAGUGAACGCCACAAAGUCAAACAGGAGAAUUGGGAUAGUGAAUUUUAGGCAUUUAAACCCACCAACGGAUUGUAGCAGAUAAAAUUUCGGUUCCUUUAAAACGGGUCAGUGUUAGACGAGUAAUUAGUGUUUAACUUAUAGUAAAUAUAUUCUGCUUACCACGAAAUAAGCGCCAACCACGUUCUUUCUCGAAGGAAGUCCGUUGUAAAAAUAUAAUGAAAUUUUGGUCCAUUGUAUAAAGUCUAGACUAUAAAAGACUUACUAUUAUUAAGUCAUCGUUUCAUAGCUCGCUUAUGAUCUCAACAACUUAUUAACUCCAGAAGGAUUUUAUAAAUCCUUGUAGUUAUAAUUUAUUAUCAUGAAUCAUGAGACUGUUUGUUAAAAGUACUUUAGUCGAUAACUGAAUUGAAUAAAUUUUAUUGCACAUACAUUUCAUAAGUAGGAAUAUCGAAUACUCAUUUCGAUAUAAACAAUUUUAAAAAUAAUCAUAUCAGUUGAUCCUUGUUGUGUGUCUUACUAGUGGAUGGAUAAGGUUGUUGGACUGGUCACUGGACAGUGGACAGUGGACACUCCCCGUGACAAACA